UUAUAAUGGUUUAAAGUGUUUCAAGUAUCUAAAGUCAUUUAGAGAAUUGUAUAUAAACUGUGAAAUUAAUUAUUAACCAGUGUAACAUUGUAAUGCUUUAGCUAGUGAUAUUAAUGAGGUAUUUAAUGCGUGUAAAACACUCCCACAUAUGAGUAACAGAAACGGUGCGUCUCAUUUCGCUCCCUAUAAAUUAAAUCAGUUUAUCAUAAACACGAGUCCGGUCACUGGAACAUAGUGAUGGAGAAACGGAGCUUUUUUUUUAAACCGAGUCAACUGAAUCAAUUUAUCCGCAAAAUGAUUCAGUGAUUCAAAUCGCUGAUGAGACCUGCUGCUCAAAACAACAAACACAAACUUGUGUAUUGACAACUUUUUACAAACCACCUGCAAAUGCUUUCAUGAACGUUAGAAUAUUUUAAAUAUAACCAGUAAAUCCCACAUAUAAAUCUUAAUAGAAUUUGUUUAUAAUUUGUGUCCUGUUAUUAAUUAGAUUUUUUUGGGGGGGUCAUAUCAGGAGGUCAUUUAAUGUCAUUAACUAUAACUAAGACUGACUACCAGGAGCUGAUUGAGAUGCAAAUUAGAGGUUUAGUUUGGAAUUAUUUUUCUUUCUGUCAAUUAUUCUCAUCUUAAACAGGACAAAGUGUCCAAACACACAGAAAAACUCCUGGUGAAGCAACUGAGAUCCACAUGACACACUAUAAUAAAGAUGGCGUUUAUUAAAGAGGAGAGUGAAGACUUGAAGAUUGAAGAAACAUUCAGAGUCAAACAUGAAGAUACUGAGGAACAAAUAAACAUGGUGUUUAUUAAAGAGGAGAGUGAAGACAUGAAGAUUGAAGAAACAUUCAGAGUCAAACAUGAAGAUACUGAGGAACAAAUAAACAUGGUGUUUAUUAAAGAGGAGAGUGAAGACAUGAAGAUUGAAGAAACAUUCAGAGUCAAACAUGAAGAUACUGAGGAACAAAUAAAAAUGGCGUUUAUUAAAGUGGAGAGUGAAGACAUGAAGGCAUUCAGAGUCAAACAAGAAGAUACUGAGGAACAAACAGACUUGUCACAGCACUUACAAAUGAGGACAAUGGAAGCAAUCAAAACCAACAAAAGAGCAAUAAUAUAUCUAAUGGCAGUGAAAGAGGAACGACAAGACCUGAAUGAAACCAAAGAGAAAGAUCAAAAUGAAAAACAUCAUGAUUUCAAAACUGAAGAAAAAUCUUUUAGUUGCUUACAAACUGAAAAGGUUUCCUCACCAAUAACAGCUCAAAAAACUCCAACUACAAAUCUUAAUUCCCACAUGAGAAUUCAAAAUGGAUGGAGUGCUUUCACCUGCCAACAGUGUGGACAGAUUUUCAGUUGCAAAGAAGUCCUUGAAGUCCACAUGAAAAUCCACUUUGAAAAGAAGCCGUUAAUAUGCCCUCAGUGUGGAAAGUGUUUUACACGGAAAUAUCACCUUAAUGCCCACAUGAUCAUUCACACUGGAGAGAAGCCUUUCACCUGCCCUCAUUGUGGAAAUAGUUUCAGGGUUAAAGGAAACCUUAAGACUCACAUGAGAAUUCACACUGGAGAGAAACCCUACACCUGCAAACUGUGUGGGAAGAGUUUCAGGGUUAAAGGAAACCUUAAGAUUCACAUGAGAGUUCACACUGGAGAGAGACCUCACAAGUGUCUUAAGUGUGAGAAGAGUUUCACAUGUCAAAGCAGCAUGAAACGUCAUUUGCAAACUCAUUCUGGAGAGACAUUGCCAUUUUCUUCAGAGUGACAAGGUUUAAAAAGGAGCGAUUUCUACAAUCAUCUGUGCAUUCCUUCUCAAAGACAAUUUAACUGUAGUCUGUGUAAUAAAAACGUGCGAAGUCAUGCAAACGUGAGACCAUGUUUGUGUUCUUUGUUAAAGAGUAUAAGAAAAAUUGUCUGACUGACACCAUGACGACUACUUUUACUUGCAUCCUUGACUUCUUUAUGCUUCACCAUAAGGCUUCUUAUUUUCUUUUGUGCAUAUGUACUCUGUUGGCCAUACCUGACUGUCUUUUUUUGCUGUGGUUUAAAAUAUUGGAGCAGUUGCGGUACAUUUCUUCCAAUUUCGACUAUGUUGGGCUGUUCUUGGCCAUUCAAAGCAGCCAAGGACCGCCCAAGACAGGAAGGUAAAGCAACCACUCAUAUUCCUUUUUGUGCUGCGUCGUGUUUAGGGGCGUGGAAAUGUCCACAUAAUAACAGACUGGGCUGUGUUUCCCAAAAGCUACAUAAGGCUAAGUAGAUUGUACUAAUCAUCUUAGAUUACAAUCCAUUUCCCAAAUGCAUCGUAACUUAAGUAGAACUUGAAAAUCAUCGUAGAUCUACGAGUGCUGAAAAGUAACUCCCUAAGUCAGGCGUGUAAAACUCAGUUCCUGGAGGGCCGCAGUCAUGCAGAGUCUGGUUCCACCACACAAACCAUGUAGUUUUCAAAUAAGCCUAAAUGACAUGAUUAGCUGGAUCAGGUGUGUUUAAUUAGGGUUGCUUCUAAACUCUGCAGGGCUUCGGCCCUCCAGGAACUGAGUUCGACACCCCUGUCCUAAGUGUAUCUUAAGGAGACGGAUUUAUAGGGUCACCUGCAGGACAACUGGUAAAGUGCCCAUAAACUUUACUCCUUCCCAAUGUGAUUUAAGUAUUAUUCUUACAUAUCGUUGCUUGUGUAUUUGUUUGUUUGAAAUAAUUUAACAUAAAAUACAAAUUAAAUUACUGAACACAAAUUAAAGUAUGAAAAAGAAAUAAAACAUACACUGCUGUAUAAUUUAUCUACCAGGGGAAUGGCUAGUGUGCUUUACCGACUUGGAAAAAACAUGUUAAUGAAUUUCCUGACGUGCAUGAAAACCAGCCAUGUAUUGUACCCAGAAAUUACAUACUAUAAUAUAUAUUGUUACAUACAGUAUAUUAAAUUAUAUUAUAAUCUUGAGUCACUGGAACAUAGCAUUAAGCUAAACAAUUCAAUAAACAAGCGUGUACUACAAUUACGAGCCAUUCUAUAAGAUGACAUUUGUGACACAAGGUGCGAUUGUGUUAAAUGCAUUUUUGGGAAACAUGUAAAACAAUAACAAAAUGACUCAGAAAAUGCUCUUAAGCGCUAAGAUCAAUUGUUAUUGAGAAACGCAGCCCUGGUGUGUAAAACUCUUGGACGUAUUUUAAAGAGUCUAUGCCACAAACUUUACAUAUUUCACACAAUUUUGUGUUUGUCUGCUUGACGGUCCUAACCGUGGGUGUUGUCGAAUUAUUUGAAUGUGGAGACCGAUUUUCUCUGUUCUUUACAGUUCAUCUGGAGGUAGGACAUUUUUUUUGCUGUCACUCCUUGUGGUUGUAUUCAGAGGGUUUUCUAAUGAUCCCAUUUUCACUGGCUUACCACUCCAUUCCUACUGCCUUUCCACUACAUUGCAUGCUCUGCCCUAACGAGCUUCUGCCUGACGAUGGGCAUGAUCUCCGCUCAUCAUGACUUGGUGUUUAGCAUCUGCAAGAAGCAUGUACAGACCUGUGCCCGUAUUGUAAUUUGCUGCCUAUGUCAGCGGGACAGGACCACAACCAGAAUGCUAGUGUUUUGCUAGCAGAUCUGACUUUGUGGCAGAUAGGUCAAAAGUGCCGCGCCUCAGCAGCUGCUGGUGCUCCUCGGGCUAAGAAAAAAUUGAGUGUUAGUGGUAGUCGUUUAGAUGGACUCCUGUUGUCAAAGACAGUUGCUUGCCUUUCUUCAGACAUGGCAGAGAUGUCAAUAGCUAACACAGGGGCAGUGUACCCCAAAUUUGCAACCAUGUUUUCGCCGGGGACCCCCUGCUCUGCACAUUUUGCAUGUCUCCCUUAUUUAACACCUGACUGAGAUCAUCAGCUUGUUAGUUCAGUUCAUGGCUCUCACCCUAACAAGCUGAACAUCUCAAUCAUUACAAUAAUUACAAAAUGUUAUCAUCAUAUUGAUAUAUAAGACCAUGUCCACACAAGUUGUUCCUUCUGUUUUUAAAGAAAUCUCCGUCCACAUGAAAACGCAAACUCAUGCUAUGAAACACUGUCAAGAGCAUGCCAAACCAACAGGUGGCGAUAUAAUCUCAACAGAAAAGCCAUGUUGGCCAAUCAGAAGCCUGAAAAAGUUUCCAGUAGGUGGAGAUAACAGUGCAUGCUCCGAGGUCACAAGCCAAAAUCUCCGGUUUCGCUGUCUACACGAUAACACUGCAACUGGUGUUUUUGAAAAUCUUCACCCUGGCAGGAGUUUUCAAAAAUGUUUGGUUUAAGUGACCAGGUGCAGCGUUUGCAUGUGGAUGAACGGCCAAACCGCAUAGAAAAAGCUGCGGUUUUGAAAAUAACCCCGUUCGUGUGGACAGGGCCUAAGAGUUCUGAAUUUACGUAUUAAGUCAGUGUUGGGCUGAAUGGCUAAACCAUGACAACUUCUUUAUAUAGUUGGGAUUUUAUGAUAAUAUUUGUGUUAUGUACUAUUGUGUGCACUGAUUGCAUGGUAAAAAGAUCAAAUGUGUGGUAAAGGUUUCUGUUGGUUGCAUUUAUUGAGGCCCAAAUAUUUGGUAAUUGGCUGUCAGUAUGCUUUGUUGUAAUGAAUGGAAAAUAUUAUCAGUGUGUUAUAGUAGUUGGAUAAUUUGAGUAUGCUUGUCCUUUGGGCAAGUAAAUCAGUAAUUUAGUUGUUUCAGUAAAAAGGUUGCUUGUCCGGAUAAAAUACGAAUAAAAUAUAAUUUAUUCUGAAGCAAUAUUCUCAUCAGUGUUUUGUCACUUUCGACAUUUAAAUCUGCAUAUUUGUGAUAAUUACCCUGAGGGCAUUUCCCCCCUAAUCUUUUUAAAGUUUAAUCUUUCCUUUUAAAUCCUUAAAUUUAAAUCAAUGAAUAUAAUUAGAAUAAGACAUUAGGGCUGUUAACAAUCAAAUAAUGUUAUGAGAAUGGUGUAAAUAUAUACAGGUGCUGGUCAUAUAAUUAGAAUAUCAUCAAAAAGUUUAUUUCACUAAUUCCAUUCAAAAAGUGAAACUUGUAUAUUAUAUGACUAAGGUGCCCUUGAGCAAGGCACCGAACCCCUAAUUGCUCCCCGGGCGCUGGAGCAAGGCUGCCCACUGCUCCGGGUGUGUGUUCACUGUGUGUGUGUGUGUGUGUGUGUUCACUUCUCACUGCUGUGUGUGUGUGCACUUGGAUGGGUUAAAUGCAGAGCACCAUUUUAAACAAGGAUAAUUAAUCAAACACAGGUGAGACUAAUGGAACUAAACGGGCAUGAAACACGGGAGAAACUGGGUCACGGGGGAAAACAUUAGCAUAGCCUUUAUCACUGUAUAUACUAUAAAAAUUUGUAUGAUUACUGCCUCAUUCUGUGAUAUGAAACCACAUCUGGUCACAAAGUUAUUUCAAACACUUGACUGAUGUUAUGAAGUUAAUUUGGAGAAAAAAGCAUGUCAAUAAAUGAUAUCGUUGUUGGACAACAGGUCUGUAAACACACUCAUACACAUGCAAAACUGUAUUGCACACGUGCUACUGUACUGUAGUACAUUUAUUCAAGGUUCAGACCGAUUUUUUUUUUUUUUGCACAGUACAGCCCUGACCAAACCAGUUCCAGACUGUAAGAGCUCUUCAUUUAGUAAUAUACUCAAUUUCACGUCCGCCUUCCGCCAUGUCGCUCUGCACAGUCGCACACAAAAAUCAAAACCCCGUGACCGACCUAAUUCUGAGAAGUUUUUCAUUUGGUAGAGAAGCUUGCAUUUUUAUUGUAUCGAGUAAAGUGCCCAGGAAUAGCAAAUAUAAGACGAAGGAAAGCUUAUAGACAUUCAACAGUAUCCAACACAGUGCUUCCGAUAGACAGUUAAAAAUGUGCGGACUGCUUCAACACUCAAAUGUUAGUCUAAUUGUAAACUAGAAUUUUCAAUUCCAUUUGACACCGAAAAGAGCCCAGUCUGAGGGAUGAAUAGGUAUAGUUUUGAAAUCAUCUGUAAUGUUGUUAAUGUUGGCUUUAGCUAGCCAAGCACCCUGACCUGCUAACUUGAUUAACUGAAUGGCGUUAUUGACUGAAGCGUAAUGUAAAGUGAAAGGUACUGAAGGGAUUCAUUCAUUCAUAGCUAUAUUAUUAAAAUUAGGAGAGGACAUGUCGAAAAUUAACAGUUUUUUCCCUGAAUAUUUACAGGUAGCGACUCCAGAGUUAAAAUAAAGUUAAAAGGUCCGAUCACAUAUCCUUUAUUUACUUCUUUCUCCAGCAGAGCAGAAACCACAUCAGGCUCUGCAAGAGCUGAUUGCAAGUUUUUUGCUACGAAAUAAGUAGAGAGAGAGGAAAGGACUCCCACCCGAAACCAUUGAGACAAACCAGUAAUUAAGAAAUCGACAAAAGAAGGAUCAGGGUGAGAAGAGAGAUAGCAUGAGAGUACUGGGACAAUUGGAGUAGAGGGGGAAUUUCCUUCGUAACAGGUAGCAGGGCCUGUAUCGACGUGGCCAGACCAAUUUUGGGUGUGGGUGCUUGCAAAAAUCUACAAACAUGAGCAAAUUUGCAUUGAGGAGAAGACCACAGAGAUUCAUUAAAGUUAUUGCAUACAGCAAUGCCAUUUAAUUCCAAAAUAGGAUACCCUUUAAUGUCAAAUGGCAUGCUUACAUUUUCAGCUCCAUGGACAGCAGCCAGAACUCGGCUAUUGUGCACUUUGGGGCAGAAAGGUGCCGAGUGACCAUGAGAGCUACAGAUAGCGCAAGCCAAGAUUUUCUGACCGCCAAAAUGACAGACUAGCAGUUCCGUGUAAUUGACCAGUCUAUCCUAGAGUUAAAGAAUGUUAUAAAAGAAGCGGACUUCGCUGUGAAUGAUUUAUGAUACUCAUAAAAUAACGUGCCCCCAUACUGUUGAUUAAAAUCUGGCAUCAUAGCCAAGUUGUCACGAAUCUGGUCUGCACUUCCAUUCACCCUCCACCAGAGGUCACUCGCUCACCACAUGGACUUCACACCACACAUCACAAUGGACUCCAAUUCCCAUCAUCCAACACUGAUCACAGCUGUCACCAAUCACUCAUUGCACUAAUCACACGCACACCUGAUCACACAGCUCUCACUAAUCACACACUCUAUUUUAACCCUGGACUUUAUUUCCCUCUUGGCCGAGUAUUGUAUGCGUUUACCGCUCCCCUAGCCGUAGCUACUUUACAGAGCCCACUUAGUUUCCCUAGUCUUGCCUUUUUCGGAUUGUGUCUUCCCCUGCCUGGACUCUCGCUGACGUUUUGGAUUACCUCUCUUGUCUAGCCCAUGUGAUACUGUACGCCGAUCGUCGACCCACGCUUGUCUUUGUUUACUCUUUGUCUCUGCUAAAUAAAAGCUUUCUUAUGGAUCCGCACGUCUCAACGUCUCGUCAGCCCCGUUACACAAGUAAAGAUCCAAUUCUUCCCUUCGAUCAGGAAAAGCUUGACAUAAAAUAUCUAUGCAAUGACUAAUUCGGCAAAUGAAAGAUUCUGUUGCAGUCUAGGAUCUGACGUUUUGAGGAAAACUGCCACGUCACCACAGUCAACCAUUUGCUGAUCAGCUGUGGGUGAAAGGAGCAGCAGUGAAACUAAGUUAAUGUCUUUACCUUGGAUAAUGUUUGAUCUUAGUUGAGGGGACACGGUAACUGCGGCAGGGGAUACAAACCGCCUUACCAAAACUUGUGCUGGAACUGGAGAGAUUGAAAUGAGAUGUCAAGUAGAUGGAGCAGUUGUGUCUUGAUUUGGAGAGUGGGCCGGAUGAUGAGCAGGCGCCUGUAGUGCCGAGGAUGUAGGAGGAGCACUCAUAGGAUUGCUAAAUCCAGGUAGAUGAGGAAAUCCCAGGAGGGAGCCUGAAGAGCUUGUAGGCGGAGACGGAGUUAUCCCUGGACUACGACCAGCACGUGUUCUUGAAGAAAGCCAUUCUGGCAGUUACGGUGUUAGACGGAGGCAGUGAGGCUUGUACAGAUAGCAUAGGUUUUUUCGCUUGACGAGGAGAAGAUGACUUAGCCCAAACAAACCUGUAGGAAGCGGUCUGCUGAGCUGGCAGUGCUGAGGUUGACUGAACAGCGUCUGCAGGCAGGGCUGGGAAGGUUACUUUUAAACUGUAUUUCGUUAAAGAUUACAAAAUACAUGCUUUAAAAAGUAUUUUGUAACAUAUUUCAUUAAUUACUUAAUUUUAGUAACUUAAUCUAAAUACUUUGGAAUACUUCGGAAUACUUGAGGUAAGGGGCAUAUUAACUUUUUGUUUUUGUUAACCACCUCUAAAUAAAACUGUGUGGCAUGAAUACAUUUAAAACAGUUAUCGAUGCAUAAAUAAUGCUAUGAGAUUAAUAUUUUCAAUACAACAUUUUGAACAUAGAAAUAAAAAAGUAUGGGAGUAAAUUAUGCUUUUAAAUAUGAAACUAAAACCACCAGUAGGUGGUGGUCCAUAAGUCACUGUCUUAAUGAAAGAGUUAUGGAAUCAUUCGAUUCGUUCAAAAGGACUGAUUCAUUCAGGAAUCAAGCAAGUGAUUUUAUGAAUGUAAUUGAAUCAUUCUCAGCUGAUUCGUUCAAAACGCGGCUUCAUUCAGGAACCAAAUGUUGCUCGCAAACGCGCAACUAUUCUGAUGUGGAUUUAUUUUGAAGGCAGUGGUUAUUUGCAUUAAGUGCAAAUAUCCAUAAGUUUUAUUUACACCAUGUAGGAAAAAAGUAGCAUUUCCUUUGCAACAAAUAAUAGUAAUUAGAUGCUAAUACUUAUUGCAAACAGUGGCAGAUACGUAAUGGGAAAAGGGAGAAGAACGGGAGUUGAAUGAGUUCGGCAUAAGGCGGAUUUAAACUCAAAUCUUAUCACCACGUGUCUCAAAUAGGCAUCUUUUCUAAUGAUGUCAAUCCCAAACAGAUUUGCGCUUAGUGUAAAUAGACCAGCGGUUGUAUGGAACCAUUUUUGUUUGCGCUAUAGAGCAAAUCAGACAACACUGUUCUUUUAAUAAGUCACUAAAUAUUAACUUUUUGUUAUGAAUCGCAUAAAAUCAGCGUCACAUUUGCAGUCGCCUCUGCGACUUUCAGUUUCAUUCGCGGCAGUUUGCACGUCGGCUUGCUGAAGAGAUACUCAGCUACUCAUCCGCGGUGAUGCUUGUUGCAUUAGCGCCGUCAUAUCUGACUAUAACAUGCAAUAUAGCCUAUAAAACACUCUCACAUGUUUAUUAUUUUAAUAUUUUGGGAGAAGUAAAAUUAGUGUAUGUGGUUUCAACAACCAUAUGCAUUUACACUUGUCCAGUUUCGUCUGGAAUGCGGCCCAGACCACCUUCUGAAGUGGUUUGAGCGAUCAGAUUUAUAUCCGUCUCGAAUGCGUUUCGGAGGGCAUUUACAUCUGAUCUUUUCAGGAUUGGAUAGGUAUCCAAUCAGAAAAAAAACGUAUGAAGUGACCAGGUGUAAACAGCACCUUUGAGAGAGUGAGAGCGAUAACACCAAAUUUAACACACCUGCUCCCCAUUCACACUUGAAACCUUGUAACACUAAUGAGUCACAUGACACCGGGGAGAGAAAAUGGCUAAUUGGGCCCAAUUUGGACAUUUUCAUUUAGGGGUGUACUCACUUUUGUGGCCAGCGGUUUAGACAUUAAUGGCUGUGUGUUGAGUUAUUUUGAGGGGACAGCAAAUUUACACUGUUUUACAAGCUGUACACUCACUACUUUACAUUGUAGCAAAGUCUCAUUUCUUCAGUGUUGUCACAUGAAAAGAUAUAAUAAAAUAUUUACAAAAA
This is a messenger RNA of Onychostoma macrolepis, 9646 nucleotides long. Its product is annotated as gastrula zinc finger protein XlCGF7.1-like. Gene Ontology annotation, biological process: regulation of DNA-templated transcription. Gene Ontology annotation, molecular function: RNA polymerase II cis-regulatory region sequence-specific DNA binding; DNA-binding transcription factor activity, RNA polymerase II-specific. NCBI's taxonomy places the organism in Eukaryota, Metazoa, Chordata, Actinopteri, Cypriniformes, Cyprinidae. The record is from RefSeq and is a predicted model, not a curated record. The transcript is spliced from 3 exons. Bases 704 to 1747 code for a protein of 347 amino acids.